AAUAAUAAUAAUAAUAAUUUUUCUUAAGUAUAUAAUGUAUUAAUUAUCUGCUAAAUUAAUUGCUGGAUUGUGUGUGUGUGCGUGUGAACCUACUUUUUUACUCAAAAGUGAGCAAAACUGGUAUAAAAAUAGAGUAAAUAUUUUUAUUAUUUAUUGUAAAAAUGCAGGACGUUUUCUAUGAGGGGUAAGGUUAGGGGUACGGGUGGUAUUAGAUUAAAAAGUGUUUAACUAUAUGUAUAUAAAAUAAUAGAAGUCUGUGGAAUGUGCCCAUUUAGAUAACUAAGUAAACGUGUGUGUGUUGUUUUGUUUUGUUGUAUGGGUCGCAACCUUUCUCAUAGAAGCAAAUCUGUUGAGGAUAUUAGCCAAUUCAUUCAGAGGAUGUAGGUGGGGUUUGGGAAAUUCCAUGCUGUAGCAAGAGUUAUCAACACAAGAGAGCACUGUAGAGUCCUCAGUUCGAGAGGAAUGAAUUUAAAUCUAGUCAUACUUCACACACCUGUGUGGUCAAGACUAGCGAGACAUGUCAGGUCAAAUAGACACGUCGACAUUGCUCUUCGACGUCCCACCGGUGCUGAUGGGGUCUUUCUGCAGACUGAUGGACAGCGGGAUCGACGGUCUGGGAUGGAGAGCUUUAGCUACUCACAUCCUUCCCAGUCAGCUUGAUGUGAGAUGUACUGAAAUGUAUGUGGCUGCUGGGAAAAGUCCCACACAAGAGCUCAUGUGGUUGUGGGCCCAGCAGAAUAAAACAGUAGGGGAUCUUUUGAAGGUUCUGGAUGAGAUGGGUCAUACUAGAGCCAGGAGUCUUUUCCAAUCGCAAGACUCAUGCAAACUGAAGUCAUCCUCAGCCUCUCUGUUUGCCAAGUAUCUGCCAAACACUGAGAAGUCCUGUCAAACUCCAGCUCUUUAUCCAGAGUCUGUGUCUGUUAAAGGUGAAAAACUGAAGUAUUUCAUCACAUUUUCUGAAGUCAUAGAGGGAACGAGACAUUUCCACCAGGACUUAAAAAUAGGUUCGAGCGUGUUUGCCGAGGUCUACUGCGGAAAAUGGGGAAACAGGUCUUUUGUGGCAAAAGUUUUCAAACAGGAAAACAAGGCUAAUUGGAAGACGUUGUGGGAAAAAUUCACCAAAGAAAUUAAAGUUUUACAACUCUACCUGCAUCCUAAUAUCUUGGAGUUAUGGGGCAGCUUUUCAGAGGCAGAUCGCUUCUGUUUAGUUUAUCCGUACCUUCAUAACGGAUCAUUGUUCCACAGGCUUCAUGAGGAAGUUCAGAGGCCUCUAUCAUGGCAUGAAAGGCUGAACAUCAUCAAAGGCACCGCAAAGGCAGUCCACCAUCUACACACUGCACAACCGUGCAUGGUUAUUUGUGGAAACAUUACGAGUUCAAACAUACUUUUGGAUGAGCACCUGCAGCCCAAAUUAUCCGAUUUUGGAUUAGCUCAUCUCAGACCACACUCUGUGGACCAGAGCUGCACUAUCGUCAUGGAUAUAGCCUCCCAUUGCAACCUUGGCUAUCUGCCAGAGGAGUACAUCCGUGAUGGCAAGCUAUCAGUCAAACUUGAUGUUUAUAGCUUUGGCAUGGUUAUACUAGAGACCUGUACAGGACAAAAGGUGAAACACGAGUCAGCAAAAAAUCUGUUUAUGAGAGAUGUAUUGCAUUUCGAGUUUGAGGAAAAAAGCUCUGUGGAUGCCUGUCUGCGGUUUUUAGAUCCCAAAGUUGAGCAUUGGCCCACUGCGGUGGCACUUUGUCUGCUCCAAAUCGGACUAGAGUGCACAGGCAGCAAAAUGCGAGUCAGGCCGAGCAUGGAAAUGGUGCUUCAGAGACUAAACCAAAUUCUUCCCACACCUGCACAGCUUGAGGACCAGCCGCACACACUAGAUGAUACAUUCCCUCUUCAGCGACCAUAUAAUGGCCUCAGUCAGCGUCUAAACGUGCCCAUUGAAUUUGAUGAAAUGUACAGCCCACUGGAGGAACCGCUACCUCCCAGAGUUCCCAGUCUGGCAGAACCCUGCGAGUGCAGCCAGUCUGAGGUUACUUUCUUGAGGGUUGGAGAUGCAAACUUGUCGCAUUCCCUCAGGGAAUGUCUUCAGGAAAAUGACAAAGUGGUUUCAGCAUCACAAAGUCUGCAGUCAGACUCUGCAGCUUGCUUGGACUUAUAUGGGAGCUGGCCUGUGGAGUGCAGCUGUAGCACUGGAACCGAAGUGCUGGGAUGUGAGGACUGCUGUGCAAAUGGCUUCAGUCAGUGUGUUUUAUGUGUCACACAAGUAGAUUCAAGAGACCAUUCACAGUGAAAUCUGUCUCAGAAUUUUCAAACUUAAUUGUCAGCACAAACUAAUUUAUGUCCAAGCAGGCUCAGUAUUCAUUAAUAUCCAUUAUUUUUAUUUUUCAGAUGAUGAUGCCCAGCCCUCUCAGAAUGGCAUCACAAAUCCAGCAAAAGAGAAAAUAAAGAAUAAAAUUCAUCCGUACAACCAGGGGUUAAUAAAAACUGAAGAACUUCUUUCGCUUGAAUCAGAGUGAAUCAGUAAGGUUGGACAUCUCUAUUAAAAAAAAAAACAUUCAGCAAUGGGUUGUGCUGGUGAUCAUUUUGUUUAAAUGUUUGUUGCUUCUUUAAAAAAUUAUUUGAAGAUAUGUUAACAGUAUUUUUACAUAAUAAUUAUUCCCAAACCGAGUUUAUAAAAUAAAAAAGAUUAAAAGUGGGUGUGGGUAAUAAAAAUUGUUUCUAAAAGAAUAUUAAAAAUUAAAAAAACUUUUACGCAGACUUAUACUGUCACUUUAAGAGGGUGGUGGUAAUUUAUAGUAGUUGAUGUUACAUAUUUGUAAUUCAUUAAAAGAGUGAUUUUAAAGUCUAAAGAUGACACCAUGUUAAAACAUUUCGUUGUCAUCGGUACCUUAUAGUGUCCAUGAAUCUCUCAAUAUCUCUUAUGUUUUAGACGACUCUAGCAAGUUUAACUAAUUUGUGGAAACAAAAGUGCUUUUUGUUCUAAUUUAUGUGCGUACACAUUUUAACCACAUGAAAAUGAUGUACAGAGUUCUUGACAAUAAAAGAAACGAAAGGAA
Messenger RNA from Carassius carassius (crucian carp), 3050 nucleotides. RefSeq names its product interleukin-1 receptor-associated kinase 3-like. The transcript is spliced from 12 exons. Gene Ontology annotation, molecular function: protein kinase activity; ATP binding; protein binding. Lineage: Eukaryota; Metazoa; Chordata; Actinopteri; Cypriniformes; Cyprinidae. Gene Ontology annotation, biological process: protein phosphorylation; signal transduction. The record is from RefSeq and is a predicted model, not a curated record. The coding region runs from base 518 to 2284 and encodes 588 amino acids. Gene Ontology annotation, cellular component: plasma membrane.